Closterium sp. Naga37s-1 is the source of this 2472-nucleotide messenger RNA. NCBI's taxonomy places the organism in Eukaryota, Viridiplantae, Streptophyta, Zygnematophyceae, Desmidiales, Closteriaceae. The record is from the annotation of a GenBank genome assembly.
AUGCCGCAUGAUUGCAUGACCUGUUCUGCCACGUCAGCAGCGCCUUCGCCGCAAGCAGCAGCUGGACGACGGUCCGGGGAGCGCAUUGGCGGAAGAAGCCCCGCGGAAGGCCAAGAAGCGCGCUGGGGGCGCUGCAGCGGCCGCGGAGGGGUGAGCGGAGUGGGAAGAAGGGAGGGGGAGGGGGAGGUGGACGUGGGGGAAAAAAGAGAGAGGGGGGGGAGAUGGGAUGCAUUCCCGUCGCAUCCCCGUCGCAUCCCCAUCGCAUCCCCCAUUCGCCCUCUCACGCGCCUUUCCCCUUUCCCCCGCCAUCCGUCCCCCUUUCCCCGUCCCCUCCCCCCUCCUCCCCCGCACCUCCCCCUUACCAGAGCCGCGCAACCGCAGCCGCAGUUGGACACGAUCCCUGCGCAGCUGCCCGCGCAGAUCCCCGAAACCCUCCCCAACGCCGCCACGCUGCUCGACCCCGUCCCCAUUGACAUCCCCUCCGCGUCCGACCAGCCGUCCCUCUCCACCUCGUCGCCCCUCUCUGCGUCCCCCGGCGGCCCCGCGGACUCCCCCGCGGACGAGCUGGCGGGGCUGACCCAGAGGGUGGCUAAAAGCGUGCGGGACGUGCGGGGAUAUGCGAAGCUGAAUAUUUCGACGGCGACGGUGCAGCAGGUGAGCCACGCCACGCUGCUCGACCCCGUGCCCAUUGACGUCCCAUCCGCGUCCGACCAGCCGUCCCUCUCCACGUCGUCACCCCUCUCCGCGUCCCCCGGCGGCCCUGCGGACUCCCCCGCGGAUGACCUGGCGGGGCUGACCCAGCGGGUCGCCAAGAGCGUGCGGGACGUGCGGGGAUAUGCCAAGCUGAACGUGUCCACUGCGACUGUGCAGCAGGUGAGGGGGGGGGACUUCUGGUUGACUCACAAGUCACGAGCUGGGCCAAGAGCGGACUCCCCCGCGGACGACCUGGCGGGGCUGACCCAGCGCGUGGCUAAGAGCGUGCGGGACGUGCGGGGGUACGCCAAGCUCAACAUUUCGACGGCGACCGUGCAGCAGGUGAGCGACAAGGUGCAGCAGGAAGAUCACGACCUGGCGGGGCUGAGCCAGAGGGUGGCUAAGAGCGUGAGGGACGUGCGGGGGUAUGCGAAGCUGAACGUGUCCACUGCGACCGUGCAGCAGGUGUGCGAGAUGGUGGACCACAGCCUGGCGCCAUGGACGCGCAUCCCACAGAUCCGAGACGGCAUGGGCGCUGCCGGCAUGGUGGCUCCCAGCCUCAUCAAGACCAUCAGCCAGCGCCCAAGGUUCAUGUCAUGUGCGGGCCACGUGAGGGUGGUGGACGGGUCGGUCUAUUUCCGGCUGGGCAAAUUCAUCACCAUCCCCUACCGCGUCAGGCGUUUCCUGCAAAUUGUGCAGACCAUCCAGCGCGCAGUAGACUUCUACAACCUGGCGGCCGUGCGGGCGGAGUUUUUCGUCAACACGUGCGACCUGCCCAUCAGCUACGACAGCGACGUGGGCGGCAGCCGCCCGGUGGGGUUCCCCUUCUUCUGCACGCGCGUGGUGCCCGGCUCCGUGGACGUGGCCAUCCCUGACCCCCUCGACUUGCUCGACAAUAUGGAUCUACCUGAGAACGUUGAGGUGCCGUGGGAGGAGAAGGAGAACCGCGCUGUGUUCCGCGGGGCGGCCAGCAGCUUUCCGUUUGAGGACUCUCAGAACUGGCGCGCUCACCCCCUCAUCCGCCUGCACAGGAUGGCGGAGGCUCGGCCGGACCUGCUAGACGUGAAGCUCAUCGGGUGGAGCAUCGCGGGGGACGUGCGCAAGAGGAUGGAGGCGGAUGGAGUGGCCAUGGUGGGGCGCACCUCUCUCACCUCCGAUCCUCCAAUGAGCAAGUUCAAGUACCAGAUCGUGUCAGGCCUGCCCUCCUCGCACCAGACCUGCGCCAUCCUCGCAAGAGGCGAGCAGGUGGCCAUCCGGCAGGCCUCGCCCUAUGCAGAGUUCUUCACGCCGCUCUUAAAGCCCUACGUGAACUUCAUCCCGGCCAACCGGCACUUUGACAACCUGAUUGAGAAGCUGCGGUGGGCGCAGAGCCACGACAACCACGUGCACCACAUGGUGGCUGCUGGCAAGCGGGCGGCAAAGUGGGCGUGCACGCGUGGCGGGCACACGCUUUACUGGGCCAUCCUCCUUAUAAAGUACUCCAAGAACGCGCUACAAGACCCCUCCACAAUCAAGGCCCCGGUCAAGACUCUCUGCCAGGACCCCCUCGAUCCCGCCCUCCUGGAAAUGGCCGGCCUUGCUGCUGCCUCCUCCCCCACCUCCUCUCCCUCCCUCUCUCUCCCGGACUCCUGGCCCCCCGUGUGUUCCCGUGACAACAUUGAUCGCAGCGCUCAGCCCAAGUGUGUCUAUUACUGCCAGAAGGGGGUUAUCCCCGGUAAGAGCUUUGUCUGGGUUUCGGCAGAAGCCCUCAAGGCUGGUGGUGGGGCGCAAUCAGCGUAG